Molecule: messenger RNA, 1227 nt
Organism: Adineta steineri
Lineage: Eukaryota; Metazoa; Rotifera; Eurotatoria; Adinetida; Adinetidae
Source: the annotation of a GenBank genome assembly
AUGUAUAAUAAUUUAUUCAAUAUAACACAAAAUCAAUGUAUAUGUGAAAUGAUAAAAGUAAAUGAUUCAAUAUCUGCUUUAAAUUAUUUUUCAAAAAAUCAAACUUGUCAAUUAUUUCGUUCAAACGCUAGUACAAUUUAUAUUGAAUUUUAUUCAAAUUCUACUUUUAUAUUUCUUAAUCAAUCAUCAAUAACAAUACUGAAUAUUCAAGAGUAUCAACCGAGUACGUCAUCAUCAACACCGACAACAACCUCAAGUACAUCAACAUCAGCUACAGCAUUAGUAAACCCAUGUACAUCGGGUGGCUAUCGCUGGAAUACAACAGGCAUAACUAUAUUAAAUUCAACACAAAUAACACACGCUGCUCAUUUAUUUUUCGAUUCAAAUGAUACGUUAUACAUCGCUGAUGAAUAUGCGAAUUCUGUUAUAUGGAAAUUGCCAAAGAAUGCUGUCAAUCCCAUUCUCAUAGCUGGACAAGCGCUUUCAAGAGGCUCCAAUUCUAGUCAGUUCAAUCUUCCUCAAGCUGUUUAUCUUGAUUCAGAACAAAACUUGUAUGUGACCGAUUAUUAUAAUUACAGAGUACAAAAAUAUAUUAAUGGAUCGAACAUUGGAAUGACUGCAGUUGGUUUAAGCGGAACGGCAGGUACAGCAUCAAAUAUGCUUGGUGGUCCCCGCCAUCUCUGUUUCGAUUCAACAGAAACGUAUAUGUAUAUUGCAGACAGUGACAAUAACAGAAUUAUGCGUUUUCAAUCGAAUUCAACAAGUGGUAUCAAUGGAAACGUUGUCGCUGGAGGAAAUGGGGCUGGAAAUGGAACUACACAGCUAAACUAUCCAUGGGGAAUACAAUAUCUUCCAUCAAUAAGCACUUAUUUAUAUAUAACAAACUAUUAUGGACAUACAAUAAUGCAAUGGGCACCAGGCAAUACAUCGGGCAGUUUUAUAGCCGGUACGCCCGGUGUAUCAGGAUCAAAUGCUACACUUUUGAAUAAUCCAAUGGGUAUUAAAAUUGAUACCUAUUUGAAUAUAUUUGUUGUUGACUAUGGAAAUUCACGCGUUCAAUUGUUUUGUAAUAAUAAUCAGACGGGUACUACCAUUGUCGGUACUGGUACCGCUGGUGCCGGUGCGAAACAACUCAACAAUCCAAGAGGCAUCGCAUUUGACUCAUUGAUGAAUAUGUAUAUUGCCGAUUAUGGCAAUCAACGCGUGCAACAGUUUUUUAAACUCUAA